This is a messenger RNA of Neomonachus schauinslandi (Hawaiian monk seal), 1718 nucleotides long. RefSeq names its product death domain-containing membrane protein NRADD-like. Lineage: Eukaryota; Metazoa; Chordata; Mammalia; Carnivora; Phocidae. The record is from RefSeq and is a predicted model, not a curated record. The coding region runs from base 461 to 1213 and encodes 250 amino acids. Gene Ontology annotation, biological process: Rho protein signal transduction. The transcript has 5 exons. Gene Ontology annotation, cellular component: cell surface; plasma membrane. Gene Ontology annotation, molecular function: death receptor activity; coreceptor activity; nerve growth factor binding.
UCCCCUGGCCCAGUAGCCCUCCAGGCGUCUCGCCCCCUCCGCGUGGCCUCAGUUUCCCCAGCCGCGCCGCCCCUGUCUCCGGGGACCCCGCCCGCCGAUCCUCUCCGGCGGGUGGUUCUCUCGGCCUCAGCCCGCCCUCGCGACACCUCCGCACGUGUGCGCGUCCCUGCGCGGGGCGGGGCCGCCGCCGGCCGCGCCCCCGCGCGCCCCCGCGCUCCGGCCUAGGCCGCUCCUCCGUGGGCGCUCUGGCUGACUCCCGGGACCGCCCGCCCCGCCCAGCCCCGCGCCUCGGCGGAGCUGGCUUCCCCAGGGACUGCACGCAGCCUUCCCGGCUGGCCCACGGGAGCCUGGCGGCGCAGAGGCCCGAGUCCCGCCAGCCAGGCCUGGAUCCUGGGAGCCGCGGAGGGGCGGCCGCCGCAGCAGAGAAGAAGUCUCCCAGCUCCCUUGCCUGAGUGUUGCCAUGACACUCCAACCCCUUCUCCAAGAGAUGCAGUCCCUGGGAGCACUGCUAGCGGGCAGAGCCAUGCUUCACAACUCCAGCCACAGGGAAGGCAUGGUCCAUGUGGAUAAGGCCCAGAGGGUACAGGACAGGGACAGGGAAGGGGUAUGGGUAGGGGGAGCUCUGGCCCCCAAUACCUCCUCCCCAUUCCCCCCUGAGCCUCCAGGGGCCUCAGGCAGCAUUAUUCCCGUCUACUGUGCCCUCCUGGCCACCGUGGUCCUUGGUCUGCUCGCCUACGUGGCCUUCAAGUGCUGGCGCUCACAUAAACAAAGACAGCAGCUGGCCAAAGCACGGACCGCAGAGCUGGGGGCCCUCGACAGGGACCAGAGGCAUGGGGACAGCAUCGCCUUCCUGGACAAUCCCAGCGGCGGGGAGCCCUGUGCCCCCAGCCAGGGGCCACAUCCUGAACCUGGCUGCCGGCUCUACCUUCAUCUCCCUCGGCAGCAGCAAGAGGAGGUGGAGCGGCUCCUGGAAGCGUCAGGCCAACCUGACGAGGGCUGGCAGGGCCUGGCAGGCUGCCUGGGCUACCAGGCUGACGCCGUGGAGAUCAUGGCCCGGGGCCAGGGGCCAGCCUCCGCCCUACUGCGGGACUGGGCUGUCAAAGAAGGCAGUGGUGCCACCCUCAGGGUGCUGGAGGACGCCCUGGCUUCCCUGGGCCGUGAUGAUGUGGUCCGGGUUCUGGGCGCCCCGGCUGAGGGCUGCUCUGUGGUGUGAGUGAGGCCACCACAGCCUGGCCUCUCAGGGAACCUGCUUUGGUGCCUCCCCCCGGCCCCGCACACACAUACGCUUUCCCUUUCCUGAGCUUCCCGGCAUCGGGGGCCUCCGCCUGCCCUGUUCGGAGGGAACACAGAAGAUCUGGCCACCGCUCACCCACCCUCGCCCUACCUUCCUCCAGGACAGGGACCAGGAUGUGGGGGGACUUAGCAGCGAGGAGUGGCCCUGCCCUCCUCCUCCCCGCUCCACCUCCCCUUAUUUAGCCUCAACUGGUUUUUCUACUUUUGUAUCUCCUAUUAAAGGCCACUUGGGACUACUGUGCCGCCUCUGACUCCUUGGGCCUGUGGGACAGUGGGGCAGCUGAGGCAGAGAGGGUCCCUGGGGUGCGAGAGGAGCACGUGAGCCUAGGAGCCCGGCCCGCUCCGGAGGCACGGCUGGCCUUCGCAUCCUGCGUCUGCCAUUCACUGGCUGCGCACGGGAGGGACCUAGUUUCCCUCUCCGAACU